UUGUGUCAGGGAGGGGUGGCCUGCCUCAGAAGAUAUUCAUUAUAAACAAACAGGGCAGUUUUUAAAAUGCCUAAAAUAUGUCAACUAGGAGGAAAUACUGACUCCAUAAGCCUAAAUCUCAUGCUUGGUUUUGGACGUUUAAACUAAUGGAUUUAGCAGCCUUUUGGAAUCCAGCCUGUUUGGACAGGGUUUCACCAUGUUGGCCAGGCUGCUCUUGAACUCUUGACCUCAAGUGAUCCGCCGCCCUCAGCCUCCCAAGAUCCUGGGAUUACAAGCAUAAGCUACCAUGCCAAGCCCAAUUUAUACUUUUAUCAACAAGGUAUAAAAGAGCUCCUUUUUCCACAUCAUCUCCAGGAAAGAAUAUAAUAAAACUUCAUGUUUGCUAAUCUAGUCAUGACUGUCCAAGGUAUGAUAAUCACAUGAGAGUGCUCAUUGCUACAGAUGUCAUUUGACUCAUCGGAGAAAAUCUGUCUAAAAGAAAAUACCCAUGUGACCAAAUCCAUUUCAUUAUUGAAUGGCUUGAUGGAUUUCCUGUACUCUGAUUCAUACCAAAGCUGUCCUUCUCAACCAAAGCAAGAAAGGAUCCUGCAUGAGUCAAUCCCAGAAUGCAAUUUUUAUAUCACCAACAGGUGAAGCAAACCUCAUGAAUAGCAAUCACAGAGACUCGGAGAGCAUCACUGAUGUCUGCUCCAAUGAGGAUCUCCCUGAAGUUGAGCUGGUGAGUCUGCUAGAAGAACAACUACCACAGUAUAGGCUAAAAGUAGACACUCUCUUUCUAUAUGAAAAUCAAGACUGGACUCAGUCUCCACACCAGCAGCAACAUGCAUCUGAUGCCCUCUCUCCGGUCCUUGCUGAAGAAACUUUCCGUUAUAUGAUUCUAGGCACAGACAGGGUGGAGCAGAUGACCAAAACUUACAAUGACAUCGACAUGGUUACACAUCUCCUGGCAGAGAGGGAUCGUGAUCUGGAACUCGCUGCUCGAAUUGGACAAGCUCUGUUAAAGAGGAACCAUGUCUUAUCUGAGCAGAAUGAAUCCCUGGAGGAACAAUUGGGACAAGCCUUUGAUCAAGUUAAUCAGCUGCAGCAUGAGCUAUCUAAGAAAGAUGAGUUACUUCGAAUUGUCUCCAUUGCUUCUGAAGAAAGUGAAACUGAUUCCAGCUGUUCUACACCUCUUCGGUUCAAUGAGUCCUUUAACUUAUCUCAAGGGUUGCUGCAGUUGGAAAUGCUGCAAGAAAAGCUCAAGGAACUGGAAGAAGAAAAUAUGGCUCUUCGAUCCAAGGCUUGUCACAUAAAGUCAGAAACUGUUACCUAUGAAGAAAAGGAACAACAGCUUGUCAGUGACUGUGUUAAAGAACUUCGUGAAACAAAUGCUCAGAUGUCCAGAAUGACUGAAGAAUUGUCAGGGAAGAGUGAUGAGUUGAUUCGAUACCAAGAAGAGAUUUCUUCUCUUUUGUCUCAGAUUGUAGAUCUUCAGCAUAAACUUAAAGAACAUGUGAUUGAGAAGGAGGAACUAAGACUUCACCUGCAAGCUUCCAAAGAUGCCCAAAGACAACUGACAAUGGAGCUGCACGAGUUACAGGACAGAAAUAUGGAGUGUCUAGGAAUGUUACAUGAAUCCCAAGAAGAAAUAAAGGAACUUCGUAGUAGAUCUGGCCCUGCUGCUCAUCUCUACUUCUCCCAAUCGUAUGGAGCUUUUACUGGGGAAUCUUUGGCAGCUGAGAUUGAGGGGACUAUGCGUAAAAAGCUGAGUUUGGAUGAGGAAUCUUCUCUCUUUAAACAAAAAGCCCAACAGAAACGGGUAUUUGAUACCGUCAGGAUUGCCAAUGACACACGAGGCCGCUCUGUCUCGUUCCCAGCUCUGUUACCCAUUCCAGGCUCCAACCAUUCAAGUGUCAUCAUGACAGCAAAACCUUUUGAGUCUGGUUUACAGCAAACAGGGGACAAAUCGCUCCUGAACCAGGGAAGCAGCUCAGAGGAGGUUGCAGGUAACUCCCAGAAGAUGGGCCAACCAGGACCCUCUGGAGAUAGUGAUUUGGCUACAGCACUGCAUCGCCUUAGCUUGCGUCGACAGAACUAUUUAAGUGAGAAGCAGUUCUUUGCUGAAGAAUGGCAACGGAAGAUCCAGGUUCUGGCUGACCAGAAGGAAGGAGUUAGUGGUUCUAUGACCCCAACAGAGAGCUUUGCCUCUCUCUGCACCAACCAGUCAGAGAUCACAGACCUCAGCAGUGCCAGUUGCCUUCGGGGUUUUCUGCCAGAAAAAUUACAAAUUGUCAAGCCCCUUGAAGGAUCACAAACUCUGUAUCACUGGCAGCAGCUUGCUCAACCAAAUUUGGGAACCAUCCUUGAUCCACGACCAGGUGUCAUUACAAAAGGCUUUACCCAGCUGCCCAGGGAUGCCAUUUAUCACAUCUCAGAUUUAGAAGAGGAUGAAGAGGAGGGCAUUACUUUUCAGGUUCAGCAACCUCUUCAAGUGGAAGAGAAACUUUCAACAUCCAAGCCAGUAACAGGGAUCUUCCUACCACCCAUUACUUCAGCUGGUGGACCAGUUACAGUUGCAACUGCCAACCCAGGAAAGUGCCUGUCAUGCACAAACUCAACGUUCACUUUCACCACCUGUAGAAUAUUACAUCCCUCUGACAUCACUCAGGUUACCCCCAGCUCUGGGUUCCCUUCAUUAUCCUGUGGAAGUAGUGGUAGCAGUUCAUCCAACACGGCUGUAAAUUCUCCUGCCUUGUCCUAUAGACUCAGCAUUGGUGAGUCCAUCACCAACCGACGAGAUUCCACUACAACCUUCAGUAGCACCAGGAGCUUGGCCAAACUUCUGCAAGAGCAAGGCAUCUCUGCCAAAGUGUACCACAGCCCAGUUUCAGAGAACUCCCUCCUCCAGCCUCUCCCUAAAGCCCUGGCUGUCCCUUCCACUCCACCAAAUUCACCAUCUCAGUCACCUUGCCCUUCUCCUUUGCCCUUUGAGCCUCGUGUGCAUCUCUCUGAAAAUUUUUUGGCCUCUCGACCAGCUGAGACAUUCCUCCAGGAGAUGUAUGGCUUGAGACCUUCCCGGAACCCUCCUGAUGUUGGCCAGUUGAAGAUGAACUUAGUGGACAGGCUGAAGAGACUAGGAAUAGCCAGAGUGGUCAAGACUUCUGGUGCCCAAGAGAAUGGAAGAUACCAGGAGACAGAAAUUGGUCUUCAUAAACCAGAUUCUGCUGUUUAUUUAAAUUCAGGUAGCAGUUUAUUGGGUGGACUAAGGAGAAAUCAAAGUCUUCCAGUCAUAAUGGGUAGCUUUGCUGCCCCAGUUUGCACAUCCUCACCCAAAAUGGGUGUCCUGAAGGAGGACUGAGGCUCAGCAGUUAACUGACCUCUUAUACAAAUGAGCACAUGAGGAUAGCUAUGCACUGAAACAUGUGGUCUGGUCUGACUUGAAAGAAAAGGAAUGUUGUACAAGGGUUGUGAAUGUGAAGAGGGUAAUGGAGGAAUUGAAGCAAAAUUGGGAUGAGCCCUAAUGGAUGAAGUCUGGCAAAUUGGAAGUAUAAAUAAAUGGGCCAGGAGUGUUCAGAGGCAGGAAAGAAAGGUUUAAUAUACUCCUUCAGUUGAGUUUUCUUGUCUUGAAAAUAAAAAGUGAAUAAUAAAUUCACUAAUACUAAAACAUACAGAGAUACUGAACUUGCUGGCACAUUUACUUCUGGUAAGCAUAAAGCAGAGAGAACCCAGGUUGGAAGAAUGAGAAGAGAAAAGGAGCAGUUAUGUUGCUCAUAGAAAGCUGCUCUGAAGGGUUGGUUGGAUAAGCUCAGUGUGUUACCGAGACGAUAGUGAGAUGGCUUAUAUGUUUCCCCCGUUAAUGUCUGCCUAAAUUACGCAUCUAUCAAAUGAUAUGCUCACAGCAUUAGAAAAUUAGGAAUUUCAUCUUUUUUAUUGAAUCACAGGUGGAGACACCUAUUUUCCUUUCUGCUUUCAGGCCUUUGAGCCCCUAGGAUCCCAAAUACCAUUCAAUUAGUUUGUAUUUAUGAUUAAUAAAAGUUCAUUUUUUUAAAUUGAUAUUUUUAUAUAACCUCCAAAAAAAAAAAAAACCAGCUGGGUAGAGAUGGGGAAGAUUUGCUUUUAAGAAGGAAAAUGUGAGGCUGGGCAUGGUGGCUCACACCUGUAAUCCCAGCACUUUGGGAGGCUGAGGUGAGUGGAUCACAAGGUCAAAAUUGAGACCAUUCUGGCCAACACAUUGAAACACCAUCUCUACUAAAAAUACAGAAAUAUUAGCCGGGCAUGGUGGCACGCGCUUGUGGUCCCAGCUACUUGGGAGGCUGAGGUGGAAGAAUUGCUUGAACCCAGGAGGCGGAGGUUGCAGUGAGCUGAGAUUGCGCCACUUCCCUCCAGCCUGGUGACAGAACAAGACUCCAUCUCAAAAAAAAAAAAAAAAGUGAGGAAAUUGCAACCAAGAAAACUUGUUUAUAGAAUAUUUCUUCUGAAUAAGUACAGUAGCCAAGGAAUACAAACAUAAUUGCAUGUUUUUUAAAAUUCCUUGGAGGCUGGAAGGGGUUAAGCCAGAAGUGCAAUCAGUAGGAAUUAGGGAAUGUUGUAUAUUUAUAUAUGUAAAAAUUUUUUGUAAGAAAAGUUGGUUGCAACUAAACCAACUUUUUCCAAAGUGCGCUAUGCAUAUUUUUAAUGAAAGGUGACAUGUAUUUGCACAAAAAUUCUCAGGCACAUUAAAUUAUUAUAAACUGAAGUAAAACCCAGGUGCUUGCUUUGAGAUUGUGGUUUUUUUUCCUAGUGUAAAAUAAAAUAAAACAGAAUCUGCCUUGUUCUUGAUAUUUAUAGAAUUAGAGAAUCAACUUUUUAAGGGAGGAGUCAAAGCUGCUGCUUUUUCUCUAAGGUUCUUUUUUUUUUUAAUGCAAACUGUAUUAAAUGGCAAAGCGAGGCUUUCGGGUUAGGUUUCAGCAUUCAGCAGUUGUCAUAGGCUAAGAAAUGGAAAGAAAUAGAUCCGUUUCUUCUCAGUGUUGCUAAGCAAAGUCUGCUUCUCAUCAAAUUACAUGGCUUUGUCUAGGCAGCUCACAGCUCGGAAAGAAAUGCCUUUCUACAAAAGACAUGAUAGAGAAAAGAUGAGAGAGGGAACUAAUUAUUUUGUUUAUGAAAAUGGGAAGUAAAUUACUUGAUCUUUUUGGUGCUUUAUUUGCAAAUGUUUUAUUCCUUUGUCCUGACUUAAAGGCAGUUUUCUGAAGAAUUUUUGACUUUUGCUCCUAUGGUUUCCAUAGGCAUACCUAUUAGCAGGCCAAGGAGGGAGGGUCCUUUCCCCUUUUGAGACGUCCCCCUGCCAGCCCCCCUGCUUAAAGCUUUGUGCUCAAAAGGCUAGAAAAGCCUGCAUAGAGUGGUAAAAAUGUGUUAGUUUCUCAUACUUCUUAGAAUCCCUUAAUAAAAUUUUUCUUAAUAAAUUCCACAAAAACAAAUAGUUGGAGAUGGUCUCUCCCUUUCGUCCCCUUCACUCAGUCAUGCUGAGGUCAAUAGAGCGUACACAUUCAGAAAGGAUUCCAGCAGGUUCAUACGUAAAUGUAGGUGUCCCUGAGUGGGGCAGGCAUUAAAUAGAAGAAUCCCUACUGUUUACAUUUCCCACAUAUUCCAGUUCACUUUUUAAAAGUGCUGUUUGAAUUUCUAUUUCAUAAAGUGACUAUAGGGUGCUCACUUUAGCCAAUUCUUAAAGUUGUUUAUUUGUUCUCUAAGAAAGUAAUUAAUGCUCCUGUUGCCUGGAUAGUUACAGUUUCCAAGAAACGUCAGGAAGUAGGAAACUGUAGGGCCAGAGAGUGGUACAAAAAUUGUCCCAUUAAGUGUAUUACAUAAAACUAUAAAUUGAACUAGGUUUUGCUAUGUUGUGUGUUGAGUAUAAUUUGUAUACUUUUUUAUAAUUAAUGACAAACUGGUCACUUUGGAAGCAGGGUGGUGGGGGCAGCAGCCAAAUAAGCACAUCUGAUUAAAAAAAAUAUAUAGACUUAGAUUUUUUUUAAGUAUAUUGAUGUUGAUGUCCCACCAGAAACACCUUAAUUGUAUACUGAUGUGUAAUGCCUGUAGAAAUGAAUCUUGUCUUAAAACUGAGUUUUGCUGUUUUUGAAGUUUCCACCUGAAAUCCUUUUUGGUGUAUCCUGAUAAUCUCUAUAAUACUAGAAUUGUCUGCAAAAUAUAGUAAGAAGAAUUGGAGCCUAAUAGCUGAUUCCUCCCAAUUUAUCUGUUAUAUUUUGGUACUAUUCACAUUUUAGUUUUUUUCUAUGAUGAAAAUUGUAUAUGUACUUUCAUGCCAGUAUAGAAAACCUCAUUUUUUUCUCCUUCAAGAAGUGAUUAUACCUCUAGUAUUUCUGAGUAUCCUAUUACCUAGUAGGAGAGAUAGCUUCCUGAGCUCAGAAUUAAAAGUCCUCCUAAAUUGUGAAGAUCCCAAAUCUUAUGUAAAUAACCUUAGGCAUGAGUCCUUAGGGAGAAGUUAAUGACCAUUGUUAAAGUAGUCUUUCAGAAAAAGUUGUGCUAUAUGUUCUUGAUUUGACAUAAAUGAAUAGACUUUGGCAAAGGAGGAAGUAAGUUACAAGGCAGCUUACAAGAGCCUGUUCUCUUUAAAAGGUAAAAUUUUACACAGUACUCGAAGCUUGUUAUCUUUUCUGACCAUUUUAGUACAGAAUUAGUACUUGGUGGUUACUAACAUCAACUUGCGACAUGUAUAACUAGGGCUCUUCGUGUUUAGUGGGCCGGUUCUCUGAUGUCAGAUGCCUGCAGACCUGUACUCCACAUGCAACCCAACAGCAGUGCAGUGUGAUGACUGAGUGGUGGAAUGGUAGAGCACAUCCCGUCAGAGUGGGCACAGGUGCCCUCUGUGGCAGCCAGGGGAAUGCUGUUGUUUGAUACCUGGGAUUUGACUUUGUCAAACAGCUCUUUGUGCACCUAUCUUUGUUUUGUCAAAUGUAAAUCAGUUAAUAAACAUAAAUAGCUUAAAUUUUCA
Callithrix jacchus (white-tufted-ear marmoset) is the source of this 6961-nucleotide messenger RNA. The record is from RefSeq and is a predicted model, not a curated record. NCBI's taxonomy places the organism in Eukaryota, Metazoa, Chordata, Mammalia, Primates, Cebidae.